This is a messenger RNA of Haemonchus placei, 453 nucleotides long. The record is from the annotation of a GenBank genome assembly. NCBI's taxonomy places the organism in Eukaryota, Metazoa, Nematoda, Chromadorea, Rhabditida, Trichostrongylidae.
AUGUCUUUCAGCUUUAAGCCGACUCUGUCGAUUUUAGGGGGCAUCUACACGUACUUCUUUUUCUUUGCCGAUAACAAUUCCUAUGUAUUCAUGCUGGCAUCUCAGGUUCUCCGACCAUUUUUCCAGUGGCUUUCGCUACUUAGUAGCUCAUUGAAUCCCUUGAUAUACAUCGCCUAUAGUCAGAAAUACCGGCGAGCGUUCCACAAGAUAUUACUGCUUCCAUGCCGAUCAAAGUAUGAGCGUGUACGAGGGACGCUUCUGCGCAGUCACGAUACUCAAAUUUCCGAAGGCAGUGAAAUAAAAAAGGUUCGUAGUCUGUCAGAGGAAGCUACUUGUAUGAAUGGAGGCUAAUUCAACGGUGAAGCGCAGCAGCCGAUAUUUGCAUUCGACAACGACGGAGUUGUCUGGGAUGAAGGAUGGGCCCAUUUCGCCGAUGAUAGCAAUGAUGGAUAG